ACAAAAAAUUGCAGCCUCUCCCAGCCCAUCUCCUCGUAGGUUUGUAGAUGAACAUGGUAAGAGACUAGCUUUUAUAAUUUUAAUGAGAUGAAGAUACAGGAAUUGGAAAUCAUUUGUGCAUUUGAUGUUUGCGGAGACCAGGUUGUUGGGUAUGGUCUAGUAACCUUUGCUGGACUGAUCUUCACUUACUACACUCUGUGGGUCAUUAUACUGCCUUUUGUUGAUGAGAAUCAAGACAUUCACAGAUUUUUCCUGCCAAGAACAUAUGCACUCAGUUUGCCGUUGAUAGCAGGAGUUAUUGCCCUUGUUUGCAUAGGUGCUUUUGUCGUCACUUUGAAGAUGAAGGCCAAAAAGAAGAAAACAGGCUGAAAUAUGAUCAUCAUUGUUUUUUAAAUAAAGAAGAAAAUAUAUACAA
Messenger RNA from Liolophura sinensis, 415 nucleotides. RefSeq names its product dolichol phosphate-mannose biosynthesis regulatory protein-like. Gene Ontology annotation, molecular function: enzyme regulator activity. The transcript has 4 exons. Bases 88 to 369 code for a protein of 93 amino acids. The record is from RefSeq and is a predicted model, not a curated record. Gene Ontology annotation, biological process: dolichol phosphate mannose biosynthetic process; GPI anchor biosynthetic process. NCBI's taxonomy places the organism in Eukaryota, Metazoa, Mollusca, Polyplacophora, Chitonida, Chitonidae. Gene Ontology annotation, cellular component: endoplasmic reticulum membrane; dolichol-phosphate-mannose synthase complex.